Messenger RNA from Zootoca vivipara (common lizard), 13127 nucleotides. Lineage: Eukaryota; Metazoa; Chordata; Lepidosauria; Squamata; Lacertidae. The record is from RefSeq and is a predicted model, not a curated record.
GCUGGCAUCGCAUUGGCUCGCCUUGCCAUGGUGUGGCAGCAGCGCGGGCAGCAAUGGAGGCGGCUUAAGGGACGAGGCUGGGCGGCUGCUGCUGCUGGCUGGCUGGACCGCAGAUGGGAAAGCCCGACUCAAUUUCUCGUCACCAAAUCCAGCUGGAAAGAAGAGCAUUAAUUGGCAUACCGAUCCGUGCAAAGUUUUGAUACUUUGGAAAAGCCUGAGUGGGCCCGUAUAUAAGAAGAUUAAACUUUGUGAAGUAUCAUUUAGCAAAACCAUGGCUACAGAUGAAAGAGAUACAGAACACAAUGUUCAGUCUGAGGGACUGGGUAGCAAUGCUGCAGACAAGAAAAAAGCCAGCAAAUUCCAGCCUUUUAAGAAGUUUUUUGGUAGGAGGAAAAAACGGGAGGCAACCCCAGACCAAGAGGACACCAAGCUGAAACCGAGCAGUUCCUUUGGAAAUGUCUGCAAUGGACUGUCUUCUGAUGAAGAGACAAACAGUGGUCUGAGGUCUUCCAAUCAUAGUAUGGGAACACGGGCCUUUUCCCAUGAGAGUAUUUUUAUACCUGAUGGGCGAACAGAGAGUGAAGAGUCUCUUCAAGCAAUGUCACAAGAAAACAUCCUAGGCAAAGUCAAAACCCUUCAGCAACAGUUGGCCAAAAAUAUUAAAUUUGGCCAACCUUCACAAGUGACUGUUUCAGUGAAGACAGUUGGGGAAGCAAAGGCUAGUUUGGAAGCAGAUGUGUUACUCAGUAGCCCCAUGGAGACUGAUUCACAGCAAGACAUGGUCCUUCCAGAGAGCAAUAAUAAAGCAGGUGGCACACCCGAUUCAUUAAGCCCAGCAAGUUUGCGUGGAACAAGGCAGGAAGUGGAAGAUAAGGUUACACCGGUCAAAUCAUCAUCGCGGCCGAAAAGGCACCACUCACCUUCUGGCACAAUUGAAACGGUCAACCUCGAUGCAAUUCCCCUGGCAAUUGCCCGCCUGGACAACAGUGCAGCAAAGCACAAACUCGCUGUUAAGCCAAAAAAUCAGAGGGUUUCCAAAAAGCACAGAAGGUUAUCACAGGAGAUGCAAAGUGUGGCGUUGGCAGAGGUUGAACAAGAAAUCCUAGAACCACAAUUGUAUGAAGAUAAGCUCUCCAAACAUGAUGGCUACCAUGUUGCAGACAAGCCUAUCGAGCAUAGGGAAAGCCAAGAACAGAACGAGGGCAAAAGAAAGCUAGAACAUUGCUGGAGAAACUUGGAGACUGAGAAGAAAGUAGAAAUGGCUGAAGCAGAGGUAAAAAGCCACACAGAACACAAAAGACUUCAAGAAUGCCAAAGGGAAAAAGAAGGGAAAAAACAGAAGCUUCAGGAGGAAGAGCAGCUUUUGAAAAUGGAAGAGAGAAAGGGUCAAGAGGGAAAGAAAAGUCUUGAAAAACGGAGGCAUCAAGAAUUUCAAAUGCAGAGACACAAAGGACUGGAGGAGCAGAGAAGGAAUGAAGAGGGCCUUCAGGAACCGGAGGAACAAAUGCAACAGGAAAAACGAAAGCAGCAUGAACUAAAGGAACAAAAGCAAAGGCAACUGGAAGAGCAAAAGCAUCAGGAACUGGAGGCGCAAAGGCAACUGGAGGCACAAAGGCAACUGGAAGAGCAAAGACAUCAGGAACUGGAGGUGCAAAGGCAACUGGAAGAGCAAAGACAUCAGGAACUGAAGGCACAAAGGCAACUGGAAGAGCAAAGACAUCAGGAACUGGAGGCUCAAAGGCAACUGGAAGAGCAAAGACAUCAGGAACUGGAGGCUCAAAGGCAACUGGAAGAGCAUAAACAUCAAGAACUAGAAGCGCAAAGGCAACUGGAAGAGCAAAGACACCAAGAACUGGAGGCGCAAAGGCAACUGGAAGAGCAAAGACAUCAGGAACUGAAGGCACAAAGGCAACUGGAAGAGCAAAGACACCGAGAAUUGGAGGCGCAAAGGCAACUGGAAGAGCAAAGACACCAGGAACUGGAGGCACAAAGGCAACUGGAAGAGCAUAGACAUCGAGAACUAGAAGCACAAAGGCAACUGGAAGAGCAAAGACAUCAGGAACUGGAGGCAGAAAGGCAACUGGAAGAGCAAAGAUACAGAGAGCUGGAGGUGCAAAGGCAACUGGAAGAGCAAAAGUGGCAAGAACUGGUGAUUGAAAGGCAAAGGCAAGAGGAAGAGCAAAGACAUCGGGAACUGGAAGAACAAAAAUGGCAGGAACUGAAGGAUCAAGAAGUUGAAGAAAAGAGACACAGAGAAUUAGAGGCAAAGCAACAACAUAAAAAGCUCUUUCAGCAAGGGUGGAAAGACAGGGAAGAACAGGGGAAGCAAAAAUGGCAGGAAGAAAAAAAAGGGCAUCAGAAUUUAGGACAGAAAGCGCAAGGACUGGAAGAACAAAUGAAUGAGGCUGAAAAUCAGGAUGAACUGAAACAGGAAGUACUUCAAGUGCAAAAAAGGCAAACAGACCUGAGACAAAAAGAUCUAGAGGAAAAAAGGAAUCUAGAAGGUGAAGAAAGUUUGCAAGGGAAGGGAAGUGCCAUAAAGCUGGAAAAGCAAAAGAGACCAGAAGAACUACCACAGAAUCUAAAAGAGAAAAUGAAUAACGACAAACAAGAACAGCAAGAACUGGAUAAACCAAUUAGAUCAGCAGCAGAACACAAAAGAUGCGAACUACAGCCAUGGCCUGAGAAGAGGAUGCAACAGGAAGAGUUGAUAGAGAGGGAAGAAGGACGAAAGCUGGAAGAACAGAAAUCCCCUAGUUUAGAAGGACAAAGACCACUGGAAAAGCCAAAAGAACAAGACAAGUCAUUCCCGUUGCAACUGGACAAAAAUAUUCAUUUGGAAGAGCAAUAUUUGGAAAGCCCCGAGAAAGAUCUUCCACUUAAAGAAGCUACCCAGCAAAUGAUAAAGCAGCCAGACAAAGAGCAGAAGGAAGAAGAAACUCUAAGGCACCAUCAGAAAAGGAACAUUGAAGCUCAAGAGCAGGAAAGAAUCUUAGGGGAGGAGCUACGAUGGCAGGAAGUUGACGCGAGGCAAACUAUGCCCAGGGGAUUUACCUUCCAAGUAUCCUCUGGAGAAAAGCAAAUUAUAUUUCCGAAAGUAAAUCUGAGCCCAGUUACGCCUGCCAAAGAGGCACCAACUCCUUCAGCUGCAAAAGAAUUGAUGACUCCUAAAUCCAGCAAAGGUUCUCACGGUCCCCCGACUUCUCUGUGUGUUCCCCAUACAGCAAUUUUGGUCACCGGAGCACAGCUCUGUGGAACUGCGGUCAACCUCAAUCAGAUAAAAGAUACAGCUUGCAAAUCUCUACUUGGCUUAACAGAAGAAAUAAAAACGAUGGACGCACGAAAAACAUCGCCAGAUGCAAAGCAUAGGAAUAGUAAAGUGAAAUAUGCCCAAGAGCCGUUGGGCAACCAAGCCAUCCCAGCUGAGUGGGCUUCUAUUAGGUCAAAAAUCUUAAAAAGUGCAGAAAAUGGCAAGCGCAAUGAGAGAGACAAAGGAAGCCUCAGUAGGCAUAGCGAUGAUUGGACACCCAAAGGACAAAACGCUCCCCACGGUAAUUUGCGCAAGACCUUAUCUGCAAGUGCAAAGUUUUCUAUAACUCCUGCAUGGCAGAAGUUUUCGGAAAUCUCAAAGGCUAAUGCAAGCGCCGAGAGUAAAGUUGGCCUUGAAGCAGAAAACCCAGCCAAGCAGUUGGGUCCACCCACGGUCCAUUCAACCCAAGAGACUGUUCAUACAGAGGCACUAUCAGCUGCAGGGAAUAAUCUUGGAACACCUACAGGAAAUACUGAAAUACAUCACGAAGUGGCAGGCAACACCGAGGGUUGUAAAUUUGCCAAAGAUCUGCCAUCUUUCCUUGUUCCAGGCAUCUCACAUUCUCUAAGUAAGGAAGUAGCCCAGUCGGAAAGUGCAGCAGCUGCUAUGGAAACACAGCAGAAGGUUGGUAUGAGGAAACUGGACAGUGCUUCCCCAAAUGGAGAAGAAAAUGUGUCCCCAUUUGGGGUGAAAUUAAGGAGGACCAACUAUUCCUUGCGCUUUCACUAUGAUCAGCAAGCUGAGCAGAAGAAGAAGAAAAGGUACAGCGCAGGAGACAGCUUUGACGGUGUGCCCACCCCGCUGGUUACGCCUGACAAUGAGAAAGAUGCAAAUGAUAUGUUUUUAAAAGAGAACAAAUCCCCAAGCCAAGAGAGAAAAGAUGUCAUGGUUAAUUCUGUGAAGAGCUCCUCGGCUAAUAUUAAUCAGAAUUAUACGACAGCUGCACCGGUAUCUCUCGCAGCUAGCAGUCAUGUGUCUGCACCUAGUCAAGAGAAACCCAUCUGCAAAUCACCACUCCUGCAAAAACCUGCAUUGGCUCCAAAGCCCACUAGCCAAACUCCGCCAUCAUCCCCUCUUUCAAAAAUGCGCAGAUCUCACGUAACCGAAUCCACAGGGCAACGGGUGGCUAAAACUGAGCCUGACACCACCUGGAGAAAAACUGAAGCUAAAGCUCUGCUUUCACAAGCCCACGAGGCAAGCAAGGGGGAAGAGGAAGAGUCUAGGGAGAAGAGGUCAUUUUUCCCAUCCCUCACCAUGCCAUGGAGAGAGAGAACAGAGAAGAAGCCAGAGCCGUUGAAAAAAGAAAGGCCAGUUCUUCAGAGCAGGCAUUCCAUAGACGGCUCCAAGCUGAUUGAAAAAGUUGAAACCGCACAGCCACUCUGGAUCACAUUGGCUCUGCAAAAGCAGAAGGGCUUUCGAGAGCAGCAGGCAACCAGAGAGGAAAGGAGGCAAGCCAGGGAGGCCAAGCAAGCUGAGAAACUUGCUAAAGAAAAUGCCAGUAUCAGCAAUCAGACAGAUACUAAAAGCAGCAGCAGCAGCAGCAGCAGCAGCAGCAGCAGCAGCAGCAGCAGAACUAGUACACUGCCUAGACCUGCAGCCCAGGAAGAGGAGAAGAAAGCUGAGACUCCUCUGUCAAGGUUUGAACGCAGAGAACAGCUUAAAAAAUCCAACACUCUUCCUACAUCUGUGACAGCAGUGGAGAUCUCAGAUUCUCUUCCACCGUCACCCUUGACUAAAGAAGUCACCAAGAGAUUCUCCACGCCAGAAGCUAAUCCGGUGUCGACAGAACCUGCCUGGCUGGCCUUAGCCAAGAGGAAAGCAAAAGCCUGGAGUGACUGUCCCCAAAUCAUUAAAAUGGAAGAACUCGAUAAUUAAUCCAAGGAACAUUUUGAGAACUGCAGUUCUGCUCCAGAGUAUAUUUUUAAGGCAGCAGAUGCUGUUAAUGAAUAGGCAUCCUACAGAGGAAACGAAAGGUCAGUUGUGUUUCUGUAAAAUUGCAAGCACAAAGGGGUUUUGGCAGUUAUGUAGCUGCUAUACAAAGGGAUGUCCAUGUGGUCAUUGGGCUAUCAGUGUUGUUUUUGGUUUCAUAUUUAAAUUCAAACCAUAAGCGUUCGUAAAUAACCCAUCAAUUUCAGGAUUGUUAGCAGCCUUUAGGGUUCCGUGGGAAUCCAAGUUAAUAAAGAGCCAGUUACUUGAAGAAUUGAAAACAGCUUAUAUGCAUCCACUUAAGCGGCAAAGAUUUCUACAGGUAUGUUGAGGCUUUUUGUUUAACCCAUGGCACAAACCCAUAUACCUACGUAAUACAAGCACAGAUUGGGCUCCUUCUGGCCAGCAGGGGCAUGAUGGGAAAAGUCUGUUUGUGGAUGUACAUCGCAUGCAAAACUUACUGGUGACCCUCCUUUAUUUUAGAGAGAGGUAACCUGCUGACACCAGGAAGAGCUCCUGCUGAAUGUGGGAUAAGUAGCACAUAGUUCAGCCUGUAUACAAAGAAAGUACAGGCCUGCCUUGAUUGGUGCAAAAGCCUCUUGCUGGUGGUAGAAAAUGUUUUUUUUAAAAGCACGCUUAAUCUAGUAGUGCUUAAACCUGGAAUUGCAUAAACUGCAAUUACAACUUUGUUUCCUCAAAUCCAUUUCCAAUAACUUUUGGGAACAGGAGAGCAGGAAAGGGGAAUGUGGGGGUUGAAAACCGAAGAGUUGGGUGGGAUGAAUACUAAUUUUAGGGGGAAAGGUGCUACUUGCAUGAUAAAGGGGGGGGAAGACCUACCAAAUAAUUCUAGACACACUGUUAGCAUAGAGCGUAUAGUGAGUAAAUAGUUCAAAAGCUUCAGAAGCAAAGUGUUUUCAAGCAUAAGGGGGGGUCUAGUGUACGAAAAUAGUAUUCGGAGGCUCUGAUCCAGAGAACCAAGGAAACCAGAAGGCUGUGCAUCCCCUGCUGCUGUUAAAAUGUUCAACAGGAAUACCAUCAGCAUUGAUAACCCUGAGCAUACUGUAGGCAGUAAGGGACACCUGGACUUAAGUUGGGAGGAACCCACUUUCCCUUCACUCUACGCAUGAUCAGGGCAUCAGAGUUGAUGUAUUGGUUACACUGCAAGGUGUGCUGCCCCUGCAGAUAUUUCCCCAGUCAUUUGAUGGGGAAGGGGGGUGUCCAGUGCAGCACUCUGUUGCAUUUAUAGGAAGGGGGAGAUUCCCAUUUCCACUCAUGAAUCAGUAUCUGGAUCAGAGUUGAGGGAUAUGUACAAUAUUGUUUUGGAAACAUUUUUAGAAGCCUAUAUUUUCAACAUUGUCAUUUCAUGUAAAGUCAACUUGAAAAUUUUGCACUAAAUACCAAUGAAGUGUUACUUUGCUUAAGCUCUGUCACAGCCUUUCUACUGAACAAACAUGACAUUUAUUCAAAACACUUAAAAAAACUGAUCUGACCACUAUGUAGAAUAUGGUCUCAACUUUUGGUGGCAGUGGAGUAACUUAUAUACAAAAGACUUAAGCUAUAGGAAGUUAAUCAUAUCCAAGUUCUGUUGAAAUUAAUAGGGCUUAACUUUGUUGCAUUGAUUUCAACAGGAGUUGGGCAUCACUAACGUUUGGGAACAAAAUAUUAUUUCUGAGGUUACAGAUGCUUAACCUCUGUUGUUCAUAUAGUGGUGUAUAAAAUUAUGAACAAAUGUACAAUUGUGGGGUUUUGUUUUGUGUACUUUUUUAAUUUUUCAAAUGUUUUAAAGUGCAAUUGUUUCUUAUACUAAUGUCAUUUUAAUUCAUAUUAAAUUAUAAUCUGCUGAAAGUUAUCAGAAGAUGUACGUAUUCAUUGUCUUUUUGUUACAAAUGUCAGGUUUAUCUUUUAAGGAAAGCCUGAAUUGCUAUAGGUAUCUAAUUAUGUGUUUUUACCAACAAUACAACCUAAGUAAAAUGAUCUAUGACUACGGGAUAUAUUAGUGCAAUUUCUCUUUUUGGUUUUUGAUCGUCAAAUUUUAAUGUAAAUGGUUAAUCAUGGAGAAUUUGUUCUAUUUCAAUAAAAAAAAGACAAGUGUUUAUGUAGCUAUGAAAGUACUUUUUAUUUAUGUUCUCAUUUAUGGGUUAUUCAUUACUGCUUGUUUUUUUUUAAGGUUACAUGAAAAGGUUUAACAAGAAGUUCGUUCCUGUUGGUGAUAUUUCAGGGGAAAAACAGUGAGUUGUACUCCCAUAAAUGGAACAUUCCCUACCCACCCCAUCCCCCCACCCUGUAUGGCCCUAAAAUCUGCUUAAUGGGUUUGGAGGACUUAGAAGCAGAUUAGGAUGGCAUAGAGAGUUAGAGUGAGGAAGACAGGAAAGGGAAGUCAUUAGAUACCUCCCUGUGAUCUUCACACAAUAAUUCAUCCAUAACUGUUAACAGCACCCUAUAUGGAGGUCGAUAAAAAUUGUCCUGUAUCUAUGCGUGAUCCUUAUAGCAUGUAAUAGAAAGAGCACAUUGUUUCACAAAAUUAGCGCUUUGAUUUUCAACAUCUACCUGUUUUCUGGAACAAAUGUAACUUCUGUUUUGUCAUUUGCACAUUACAGAAAUGAGCCAAAGCAGCACUAAGUGUCCUGCCAGCUCAAGGAUUCCUGCUUAGACAACAGGGCUUUCCCUCUCUUCCCCCCACACCCCUCAAUCUCCUCUGGUGCUUCCCUUAACCCUCUGAAGCAAAUUUACAGAGGUUGCAUGUGUCUGUGCGGGGGAAGAGGCGGCAGGGAGUCCUGUUGUGCAAGCAGUGAUCCUUCUGCUGGUGGGACACUUAUACCCACACAUAUAUUGGUUUUGCAAUAUAUGAUAAAAAGUUAAACAGUGAACCCUUGAACCCUAUCAGCUCAUACUUUCCUGCAAUAUUCAGUACUUUUCUAUCACGCCAUCAGUGUUGGGGUUGAUGCUGCUCUCAAAUAAAAAGCUCAAGCCAUGUUUUCGAAAUGCUUUGUAUAGGAAAUCCAUAAUUUCAAAUGACACUUUCUUAAACAUUAUAUGCUGCCUUUUGGGGGAUAAAAGUUAUUCCACAUUCUAAAGUGCCCUGGUAAAUAUAGUAUGGCAUCUUACACAGCCAUGAUCAGUACAUUUUAAUAUAUUAGCCACUGAUGACCAUGGCUAUUAAAGUACACAAGUAACUGUUAUGUCAGGAAGCUGGGGUUUAAAUUAAUAGAUGUUUUUACACUGUAGGCAAGGUUUUCUAUUUUGUACUAGGCCUGGGCAAUGUAUUAAUAUCAGCCAGGGCCAGAUGACGAUGGCUGCUUCACCUGGCAGUAUACUGCGGGUGUCACCAGCAGGUGAGCUGCAGCAGACGUUUCACCACUGGGUGAAGCAGCCAUUGCGCUCUGGCCCUCAUACUGCUGACAGAGGAGCAAGCUACAUUGGCAUGUAGCUUUGUUCCUCCCUCAGCAGCCAGCACAGGCAGAUGGCUCCUUUGAACUUCUGGGGUGCGUGGCUGCCCACCCUUCAGUGGAGGUGGGGUUGGGGUUCCAUUACACUUGGGGGUGAGCGGGUUGCCUCUACCUCCUGGGAGAAAGAGGUAGCUCGCUGGGCUUCCUCAAGUGUAACAGAGCCCCCACCUCACCAAAGCCAGAGGUGGGGGUGGGAUGCCUCCCUUAUAAUAAUAAUUUAUUAUUUAUACCCCGCCCAUCUGGCCGGGUCUCCCCAGCCACUCUGGGCAGCUUCCAACAGAAAAAUACAACACAAUAAUCUAUUAAACAUUAAAAGCCUCCCUGAACAGGGCUGCCUUCAGAUGUCUUCUAAAAGUCUGGUAGUUGUUUUCCUUUUUGACAUCUGUUGGGAGGGCGUUCCACAGGGCAGGCGCCACCACCGAGAAGGCCCUCUGCCUGGUUCCCUGUAACUUGGCUUCUCGUAGCGAGGGAACCGCCAGAAGGCCCUCGGAGCUGGACCUCAGUGUCCGGGCAGAACGAUGGGGGUGGAGAUGCUCCUUCAGGUAUCCUGGACCAAGGCCAUUUAGGGCUUUAAAGGUCAGCACCAACACUUUGAAUUGUGCUCGGAAACGUACUGGGAGCCAAUGUAGAUCUUUCAAGACCGGUGUUAUGUGGUUUCGGCGGCCACCUUCAAAGGUAGCCCCACGUGGAGCGCAUUGCAGUAGUCCAAGCGGGCGAUAACUGGAACAUGCACCACUCUGGCUAGACAGUCUGCAGGCAGGUAGGGGUCUCAGCCUGUGUACCAGAUGGAGCUGAUAGACAGCUGCCCUGGACACAGAAUUAACCUGCGCCUCCAUGGACAGCUGUGAGUCCAAAAUGACUCCCAGGCUGCGCACCUGGUCCUUCAGGGGCACAGUUACCCCAUUCAGAACCAGGGAAUCCUCCACACCUGCCUGCCUCCUGUCCCCAACGAACAGUACUUCUGUCUUGUCAGGAUUCAACCUCAAUCUGUUAGCCGCCAUCCAUCCUCCAACCGCCUCCAGGCAUUCACACAGGACCUUCACUGGUUCUGAUUUAAAAGAGAGGUAGAGCUGGGUAUCAUCCGCAUACUGAUGAACACCCAGCCCAAACCCCCUGAUGAUCUCUCCCAGCGGCUGCAUGUAGAUGUUAAAAAGCAUGGGGGGAGAGGACAGAACCCUGAGGCACCCCACAAGUGAGAGCCCAGGGGUCCGAACACUCAUCCCCCACCACCUGAACGCGGCCCAAGAGGAAGGAGCGGAACCACUGUAUAACAGUGCCCCCAGCUCCCAACCCCUCUAGACGGUCCAGAAGGAUGUUAUGGUCGAUGGUGUCAAAAGCCGCUGAGAGAUCCAGCAGGACUAGGAAGCAGCUCUCACCUUUGUCUCUAGCCCGCCGGAGAUCAUCAACCAGUGCGACCAGGGCCGUUUCAGUCCCAUGAUGAGGCCUGAAUCCUGACUGGAAGGGAUUCAAAUGAUCCGCUUCUUCCAGGCAUGCCUGGAGUUGUUCAGCAACCACUCGCUCAAUCACCUUGCCCAAGAAUGGAAGAUUUGGCCAUAUUAGCCACAUCUAAAGAUGGUUUUUUAAGAAGCGGUUUAAUGACUGCCUCUUUCAGCGGGUCUGGGAAUACUCCCUCAUAGAGGGAAGCAUUUACUACCCCGCGGAGCCCAUCGCCCAGCCCUUCCCGGCUCGCUUUUAUUAGCCCGGAUGGGCAAGGGUCAAGGAGACAGGUGGUUGGUUUCACUCGUCCAAGCAGCCUGUCCACAUCCUCGGAGGUAACAGAUUGAAAUUGAUCCCAUGAAACAUGACUAGACAGAGCUCCAGCACUCUCCCGCCCCGGCCCUGAUCCCACGGUGGAGUCUACCUCCCUCCGAAUCUGAGCGACUUUAUCUGCAAAAAACUUUGCAAAAGCAUUACAGGAGAUAUUGGAGCCCUACCAGGCCCCGAUGACGAAGGUGGUUCGGAUAGAUUGCGAACCACCUGGAACAGUCAGGACCAGACUUGGAGGCAGGGAUAGUCCUCAAACAACGACUAAGUCUGCCUCCUCGGUAAUGACAUCGUCUGGUCUUAGCAUAACUCCUCCUCCUACCCAUGAUCACUGAGAUCCGUUGUUCCAGUGCACCCCCCCCCCUGUGGAACCUGCCCCAGCCAUUUUGUUGGCUGGGACCCACUCCCAGGCAGCCCUGACCCCUCCCCUUAAAAACAAAAUAAAACCUAUAUAUAAAAAAAUACAAUAAAACAAUACAAACCAAAAACAGAAAAUUACAAAGUAAAAUUAAACAAACCCAAAUUAAACAAAUUCCCAACCCCAAACAAACAUCCGAUUUAAAAAGGUGAAAGGAAAUAAAAAAGCAUUUAAAAACAUUUUUAAAAGAACUCUGCGCUGUGCAGCAGCAGCAGCAGUGGAAGCAGUCCUUAAACUUUUCUGUUCAGGGGCACAUGGCUGCCUGCCCCUCAACAGACAUUGGGGUCCCUGAGCAGUGCAAACAAGUUGCAUUGUCCCUGCCCAUGAGGCACUGGGGUGAAAGCGCCUCAGCUCCUGCAGUGAGAGCCGCAGAAGUUUUACCCCACGCCUCACAGGCUGGGGCCAAUGUGUAGCCUUAUCAGCCUUCAGUUUACGCGUCAAGCUAGCAACUUCUAGCAGCCUUGAGUGAAACUAUGCGUCAGGCAUAGCAGCUGAUAAGCGCUUCUGUGUUCCAGACAGGGCCAGCUCAUCCGGCCUUGAUUGCACUUUGACACACAGAGGCAUAGAGGCAAAGAGGAAAGCAUUUUAAGCAAGACAUCCCAGGGCUACAGUCAGAAUUCAUACAAUGCAAGCAAUGCAAACUAUAGGAUCAGAUCUAGCUCAAUAACACAAUUGGCAAUUCUCUCCCUACAAAUGCAGCUUGUUUCAACAUUGAGGUGUAUCUUCAGAUCAGAAUGAUACAUCGUGAUGUUGAAAACCUAACAUCACCCAGCCCUAUUUUGUACAAGCAAAAGUAAAAAUACCAAAAAGGGAAAUUUUAGGCACCUUAUUUGGUUUUAGAAACACAUAAAUCAAAGCAAUAAAGAUAGUUAUUUCUACAGCCUACAAUGAUCGUUGUUCCCCAUACAACAGGAGAUGAGAAAACUUCUCCUGGAAGCUUCUCUUCACCUUCUACCAAGCCAGUCUUGGCAUUCAAGAUCCAUAUUCUGCCAUCUGUGGAUGCCACUGCGAGAAGUGUUUCAUCUUGUAAGGCAUGAUGAUGGAAAACGAAUGGAAUUGCAUAUACAGUUGAAGUUGUUUCAAAUUUCCACAAUAAAUUACCUUCCGUACUACAGCAGUAAGUAAAGUUGUCAUGGGAUCCAAAAAAUAUAUCGCUGGAAAAAUGUGAAAUACAUGGCGAUGAAAAAAUUGGUCCAUUGCUGGAAAACUUCCAUUUCUGCGUGACAAUAUUGAGAAGUUAUUGAAAUUUCUAUUAGUGUCACCAAUCAGCCACAUGUUUUACUUCUGUCACAAAUGAGUACCUGCCUCACAAAUAACUUUACAAAUUAUACAAUUUGAGGCCUAAUCCAGCAGACCCACCUUUUUCAUUUCACCCACAACAUUCAUUAAGAUAUUCAGUUGCAAGUCCUCAAUUGAAACCUAAAGUGACGCACCUCCAGGUACAUGCAUGUGUGAAUUAGGGCUUGAAGAUGAAGUCACAGAGUCCAACUAGAAAACUCAAAAGUGAUAGAUACUCCCAAGAACUGCAAUUGAUAGCAAAAGCAGUUCCCCCCGUACAAAAAUAAAAUAAAGUAAAAAUAAAAUAGUAGUAGUGACAUCCUCUCACCCCACUGAGCACAAUGCCCAGACUGAUCUUGAGAGCAAACAGAAAUGCUGUAGCUAUGGAUAACUCACACAAACUAAGUAGAUGCAUGUUUCAGAUAUGACUAAGAGGCAAAAUUUCUAGAUGUCCUAGAACAAGUUGGUCUUGGAACCAAGAACUAGGGAAUUGACCUUAUACUAAAUCCUAGGUGGACCCAAGGACUUUGGGUGAGAUGGAAGUGUUGAACUGACUAGAAACAGCAAAGACAGCGCUUGCGAACUCCACAUAUAUGUAAAGAGACUUCUCAAAGUUCUAACAGUUCUUGGCUCCAAGAAGUAUCAAAAUGCACAUGUUGAGAUAAAUUAUGCUUAUAAAUACAUAUUUAGGUAUUAAAACCAAAGGUUAAAGCAGAACAGUCUUAUGGACUAGAAAGAGACUGAAACGACAAUCCAGUUAGGUUAUCACUAUCAGCUCUAGUAAACUGGUAGAAAGCAUUAUCAAGUGUGCAAUCCUAUACAGAUUUACCUGGAAAAAGCCCCACUGAACUCAAUGGGACUUGCCUCUGAGUAGACAUGUAUAUGACUGCACUGUGGGUUUUGAAAAAUCACGUGGCUUCUGCAAAGCCACUAACCGCCUGGAAUUUUUCAGCUCUAAUCUGGAAGAUACUGCAUACAUCAACUU